Molecule: messenger RNA, 645 nt
Organism: Solanum stenotomum
Lineage: Eukaryota; Viridiplantae; Streptophyta; Magnoliopsida; Solanales; Solanaceae
Exons: 2
Coding region: 229-600 (123 amino acids)
Source: RefSeq, a predicted model, not a curated record
UGUAUUUUGUGUCAAAUCUACAUUUCAGAAGUGAAAUUGUCCGAUACAGGAAAUUGCUUUGCAGUUUCAUUGCUCGGAGCAGAAAGUAUUGAUGACAAGACGAAGGAAGGGCAUGUUUUAGCGACAUGUGUGGUUAGUGCCUCCUCUCAAGCACACAUCUAUAAAGAAGAUGAGGAGUUUGGUUAUGUUUUACCGCCACCACAAACUUAUUUCAGUCAUUUAAGUAUCAUGGAUACUGCAAUUUGGGGAAAAUUGGCUAUCUAUUGCAUCAAGAGGAACUCUGAUCAACAAUAUUUUGGGUACGUGGACAUUAAGAAGGAGGUAUAUAUUACUCUUGAGAAAGUUUAUAUUAGUAGAGAAAACUUGCCUGUGCAUAUUGAUGUCGUUGCUGCAUUGCUUGGAACAGAAAAGAUGUAUGACAAGACAAAGAACACGUAUAUUUUUGCAACAACGAGUGUAGUGGGUGCUCCUGCUUCAAUGCCGGUUAAUUGCAUAAGAUUUACUGAGCAUAGCAACAUAACCAAGAGACCUUAUGCCAAUAUAACAUUUGUUAGCAGAUUUGUUGAGAAUAUUACCCCGUUAAAGUAUUUACUAGUUUGAAUGUAGACGUUGGUAUAACAAGAGUCCUCUUGUCGUGUUUGAAUA